AUGCACCAAGUUGCACUGCAAGAUGAACAAGCUACACUAAUGAAACCUGUUACAAUACAGUCACUACCUGAGGUACAUGUGGAUAUUGGGUAUGGAUCAUCAGCCGUGACUGGAAACAAGGCAUACUUUAAUUCAUUUGGAUCUACAACUGUUUAUGAAUUCAGCAACAAUCAGUGGCACAAGUUACCACCUUGCCCUAACAAGGACUUCACUAUUGUCUGUGUUGAUGAUAAGAUCACAACUGUGGGGGGACGGUCAGGGACACAACGCGGCUAUAGUAACAAACUCUACAGCUACAUUAACAACAAAUGGGUCGAACACUUCCCUCCUAUACCAACCGGACGGUGGGGACCUGGAGCUGUGUACGCUAACAACACACUUGUAGCGGCUGGGGGAUAUUGUGAUUUAAAAAGUUUAAAUACUGUCGAAAUAUUAAACAAUGCUAAUAUGCGAUGGUCUAUUGUUAGCUCACUACCUGUGCCAACCUAUCAACCAUCAACAACGAUCUGUGGAGACUAUGUGUACAUACACCCACGUUUUAAUGAUGAGCAAGAGCAGUAUUCCGUGUACAAAUGCUCAUUAAGACAACUAACUCAGUCCCAGCCAAGCUCAGCUAUAUGGGAGAAGAUUACCCCUUUGCCAGUUACACAUUCCACUCUUGCUACCAUCAAUGGUCACCUGCUGGCAGUGGGUGGGGUGGACUCUAAUAGAGAUAUAACUAAGGACAUAUAUCAGUACAAUGAGACAUCAUGGACUGUCAUCAGUCAAAUGUCAACACCUCGAUCAGUAUGCCACACUGCUGCCCUCCAUGGGAACAAACUGAUGGUGGUAGGAGGAGAUUGUACAGACAGAAAAUGUACUUUUGUAUAGCUAGUGACUAAUUUUUAUUUUAUUUAGCAUUACAGCGUAGAAAUAAAAUUAAUUUGGCAGAAAUUAAAUACGUUGCUUUGUUAA
Molecule: messenger RNA, 954 nt
Organism: Halichondria panicea
Lineage: Eukaryota; Metazoa; Porifera; Demospongiae; Suberitida; Halichondriidae
Product: kelch-like protein 12
Exons: 1
Coding region: 1-870 (289 amino acids)
Molecular function (GO): protein binding
Source: RefSeq, a predicted model, not a curated record